UCUCACUCAGUGAAGCCCUACGUCCGGCUUCACUCCACGGUCUCUCCCAGUGGAUCACAUCCGGCCAUGCUGGUCUGCAGCGUCUACGAGUUCUACCCAAUCAUCAAAGUGAGCUGGAUCAGGAAUGGACAGGAAGUCACCUCUGAUGUCACUUCCUCUGAAGAGCUGGCUGACAGUGACUGGUACUACCAGGUCCACUCCCACCUGGAGUACACGCCCAGGUCUGGAGACAAGAUCUCCUGCAUGGUGGAGCACGUCAGCCUGGGAGAGCCUCUGGUUACUGACUGGGACCCCUCCAUGCCAGAGUCUGAGAGGAACAAGAUAGCCAUCGGAGCUGCAGGGCUGAUCCUGGGUCUGACCUUAUCUCUGGCCGGGUUCAUCUACUACAAGAGGAAGUCCAGAGGACGGAUCCUGGUUCCCAGCCACUGAUCCUGGUCCUGGUUCCCAGCAGCAGUUCCUGGUCCCCAGCAGCUGAUCCUGGUCCUGGUCCCCAGCGGCUGGUCCUGGUCCUGGUUCCUAGCAGUGGGUCCUGGUCCUGUGUGUGUCUUCAAACCGCUUCAUGUGCUGCUAGCUGCUGACUCUGUGAUGAUCUGAGCUCUGAUACUCUGCCGGUCUGAACCCUGAUCCAGGACUCUGGUCAUCAUGACUCUGUUGGGAAUUAAGGGCUCCAUAUAAACCAGUAUAUAGCAGAUAUAGUGCAGGGGGGGGGGGUAUUUACUCUGACAGACCAGGUUCAGUCUGGACUGUGCUAGUCUUUGUGUGAAAUCAAUAUGUACUUAUAUCCAAAGCUCUGUUUCUAAAUCAAUGUACUCCAGGUAGUUUAAAGCCUUCCUCCAGGGUUGCUGAUUGUGAGACUUUUCAAUAAACCUUGAGACUACU
Messenger RNA from Trematomus bernacchii (emerald rockcod), 879 nucleotides. Its product is annotated as rano class II histocompatibility antigen, A beta chain-like. The record is from RefSeq and is a predicted model, not a curated record. Gene Ontology annotation, molecular function: MHC class II protein complex binding. Lineage: Eukaryota; Metazoa; Chordata; Actinopteri; Perciformes; Nototheniidae. Gene Ontology annotation, biological process: immunoglobulin production involved in immunoglobulin-mediated immune response; positive regulation of T cell activation; peptide antigen assembly with MHC class II protein complex. Gene Ontology annotation, cellular component: MHC class II protein complex.